Molecule: messenger RNA, 3074 nt
Organism: Schistosoma guineensis
Lineage: Eukaryota; Metazoa; Platyhelminthes; Trematoda; Strigeidida; Schistosomatidae
Source: the annotation of a GenBank genome assembly
AGUAUCGUCAUUCUAAUAUUUAGUACAGUAAUUUGCCAUAUUUAUGGUUUCACAAGCAUUUCUGAUGUAAAAACCGAAAUUCACAUGUGUACAACAACUGCACUGCUUAUUUCCAGGGUUUUGAACUAAUACCACAAUAAACUAUCAGGUAAGGGGAAUAAAAAGCGGAUCAAUUUCUUCCCGUUCAAUAUGUCGUUUAGUGGAGAUACUAAAAGCAGAUUGACCUUGGAAAAAUCAUGUUCAGGAUUUGAUUCAAAUGGAAUCUACAUUUUCAGAGGAGUUAUUGAGGAUCUACUACCGAAGACUUUUCCCAUGUGAUCUAUUCGCACAGUGGCUUACAUAUAAUUCUCGAAGUAGUGGGCUUUCUAAAAGAGAAUUCAGUUUCACACUGAAUGGUGAUAUCUAUCUUAGAUAUCAGAGUUUUGAUUCGUCGUCGGACCUUAGGAAGGAUCUAGUCAAGCUAUGCCCUAUUAAGAUUGAUAUUGGGGCAGUUUACUCAACUUCUCCCAGGCUUCAUCGUUCAAUUUUAUCUUCUUCACUCAAGCCUGAAUGGAAAGAAUUAGUUUUCGAUAUUGAUUUGACUGAUUAUGAUGAAGUUCGUUAUUGUUGUGGUGAACAAAGUACUUCUGGAUCUUCUAUUUGCCUUUGCUGCUGGCAACUUGCUCGUUCUGCAGUCCUCUGUAUCGACCGUGCCUUAAGAGAAGACUUUGGGUUCCAGCAUUUAUUGUGGGUGUAUUCAGGUCGUCGUGGAGUUCAUUGCUGGGUAUGUGAUCGUUCCGCUCGGCAUUUAGAUCAAACUUCGCGUACAGCUAUCGCGGAGUAUUUAACUUUGGUUAGAGGGGGUAACGGUAAGAAGCCCACACUUACUGCUGGUAACUUCUCAAAAUCUUAUGAUUCACAUUCACAUGGGAAUAUUGAGCCAAUUUUUCAUCCUUGUGUGGAUGCAGCUUGUGAUAUAUUGAUGCCUCGAUUCGCAACUUAUUGCAGUACAACAAAUGGUCAAAAUUUAUUCGGAAAUAAAAAACGUCUGGAUAAGUUACUGUCAUUUUUACCGGUUGAGUUAAAAGAUCUUCGUGAACGACUUUUAGAUGAGUGGUCUACCGAUACUCAAGAAAGCAAAGAAGAAGUAUCUACAAAAAGAUGGAACACAUUAAGAAAGUUUUUGAAAGAAAAUGGUCGCGCAAAUGUUUUGAAGGAAAUAGUCUUAAAUUUCACAUACCCUAGACUAGAUGUUAAUGUGUCAACAGGUCUUAAUCAUUUACUGAAGAGUCCAUUUUGUGUGCAUCCGAAAACUGGUUAUAUAUGUAUACCAUUUAAUCCACAAGAAGUCGAUAAACUUGAUCCAUUUAAUGUACCAACAUUAAAUGAACUUGUAGAACAGCUUUCUUCUGUAACAAAUAAUGAUCAUGAUUGUGGUAACAAUGAUGAAAAUAUUUCAUCCAAUGAUAGACAUUUAUUAUCAUUUAAGAAUACCUCUUUAAGGUCUUCAAUUGAAUAUUUUGAGACUUUCAUAAAACAUGUUUUAAAAGCAGAAAAUUCAUGUUUUAAUGUUAAUCAAGCUGAAGGUAAUUCAGAUUCAUUUAAAUCUAUUCCUGUAUUUUAACACUUCCUUUUGUAAAAGAGAUUUUAAAGACAGUAUAUGAAUUAUGUUAUUAGAUUAUUAUUAUUGUUAGUAUUCAAAAGCUUUUUUAUUUGUACACUAUGUUAAUAUUUCUCAACUCCGACUUCAUUACAGUCAGCAGCAUUACUUCUAUCCUCUUCUUUCUUAUCGUGCUAACUAGAGUCAAGAGGAUCAGUUAAGUAGUUGGAGCUUUUUGAUCAUAACCUCAAUGUAUCAAUUAAAAACACACUUAAAUUGAUCUUUUGUAUAUCAAGUAUAAUGGUUAGAAUUUAUGUACUGACUUUUUUGUCAUAUAGUGGAAAUCAUAGUAAAAGUGUAUUAGAAUUCCAUGAGCAUAGUUCACACCGAACAAUUUAAUGCGACGGAAAUUCGUCUCAAUCGAUAUUGGUUUCCUUUCUUAUAAGUCGUUAUGUCUCGUGGACGAACGCAGUUGCUUACAAAUUAAAUCAUAUUAAAGGAUAAUGUCUUGAUGAGAAAUAUUGGACAAACACAGAUAAAGAACAAAAUUUAUAAGACAACAUUCUACUGUAGUUAUUUUAGUAAUACAUUUUUUACGUCUAAUCAUGUUGGACAUCCCACGUGUGUACUUAAUUUUUUCACUGAAGCACAUUAUGAAGUAGAAUUUCUUAUUUAAUAAAGUUCCGCUUUCUAGAUCUCGGGGAUAAAAAUAAUAAGCUAAAAAGGUGUAUCACAAAGGUAUUUAUAACACUUGUCCAAGAUGCUCCAGGCGAGCGAUUUUACCAACCCAUAUUCGUAGAUUCUUUUCAAAGAAGAGGCUUGAACAAUUUUUAACGGAAAAAUGGAUUUCCACAGCAUUUUUUUUACUGAACACACAAAAACGGUGGAAAUAUCAAGCAAAAUAUAACUCAUAAGUAAAUGUUUUUAUUCUGCUUCAAAGUUAAUGAAAUCACAAUAUGUAGUGAAAUUAUAUUGUUCUGCUUCAGUUAUCGUCCUGGAUUUAUUCAAAUUCGUUGAGGGAAUCUAUUCUAUGAUUGGUUCAUGUUUACAUAUGAAUGGUGUGGAUGAUAAUUAUAUGUAAUUAUUCUGCCAUUUCCUACUUGUUUCAACACUUGCGAACACGGUAUUCCUUCAGUUUGUCAGUGCAUGAUUGAAAUGGUUCUCAAAUUACUCACUGCUGUAUACUUAAAGCUAACUGAAUACAGUGACUUUUCAAGUCUCAAUUGUAGAAUAUUUUAUUUACCACUAGAUAUUUUCGAACUGGAAAUUUUUAGUUUUUUAGUGAAUACAUCCUACAUAGUAUGACAUGAAAAUAUUUAGUUUGGAGUUAAGAUUGCUGUUGGGGUGACGGUCAACUUUCUGAAACUGAAGCAGUAAAGAUCCUACAAAAGUUUAUUGUUCUCACCAUAAAUUCAUUCUGUUUGUACCUUAUCGUUGUCCUUCUCAUGUCUUCCAAAUCAAUAAAUUCAAAUGUGUUUCUAUUUGUUUUCUACUC